ACCCGCCCCCCCAGCCCCUCCCGGCGUCCGCACCCUUUCCUGCUUGAGUCAGCGGCGUCUGACUGCUGCUUCCGGGUGUCCCGCGGCUGUUGGGGCGUCCGCCUGUUUGUCUGGGUGUCCGUCCGGGUGUCCUCCUGUCUGUCCAUCGGGGGCAUCCAUCUCCCUCUUGGGGUGCCAACCCGUCUCUCCAACUGUCUGUCCAUCCGUCCACCGCCUUCCCGACGCCAUGUACACGGCCCUCCCCAAAAGCGGUUCCCCCUUCGGCCCCGCGCCCACCCACCCUGGGCUGCACAUCUGGCGCGUGGAGAAGCUGCGCCCGGUGCCGGUCCCUGAGAGCUCGUGGGGCGUCUUCUUUUCCGGGGACGCCUACCUGGUGCUGCACCUGGGGUCCGAGGAGCGAGCCCACCUGCACCUCUGGAUCGGCCGGGAGGCGUCGCAGGACGAGCGGGGCGGCUGCGCCCUGCUGAGCACCCAGCUGAACGCGCUGCUGGGCGAGCGGCCCGUCACCCACCGCGAGGCGCAGGGCCACGAGUCCGAUGAGUUCAUGGGCUACUUCCCCCGCGGCAUCACCUACCAGGAGGGCGGCGUGGACUCGGCCUUCAAGGCGGCGCGGCGCAGCGCUGGCCCCGAGCGCCGGCUGUACCAGGUGAAGGGCCGCAGGAACAUCCGGGCCGCGGAGCGGGACCUGAGCUGGGCCAGCUUCAACACCGGCGACUGCUUCAUCCUGGACCUGGGAGAGGCCAUCUUCACGUGGUGCGGGGCGCAGAGCAACGUCCUGGAGCGCAGCCGGGCUCAGGAGCUGGCUGCAGCCAUCCGUGACAGCGAGCGGGGCGGCAAAGCGCGCCUGGAGACGGUGCUGGACGGCGAGGAGCCCCCCGAGAUGCUGCAGGUGCUGGGCCCAAAGCCCACCUUGACGGAGAGCAGCCCUGAGGAGGACGCCGCGGCCGAUCGGAAGGCGGGGAUGGCCGUUCUCUACAAGGUGUCGGACGCAACGGGGCGCAUGGACCUGAGCGAAGUGGCCCGGAGCUGCCCCUUCAACCAGAGCCUGCUGUGCCCUGACGACUGCUUCGUGCUGGACACGGGCGCCGGGGGGAAGAUCUACGUGUGGAAAGGGCGCAAAGCCAACGAGCAGGAGCGGCAGGCGGCCCUCAGCGUGGCCGAGCAGACCAUCGCCCGCAUGGGCUACUCGCCCCACACACAGGUGGAAAUCCUGCCGCAGGGCCGCGAGACGCCGCUCUUCAAGCAGUUCUUCAGCGGUUGGAAGUGAGGCGGCGCCGUGGGCACAGGGUGGCACAGGGACGGGCUGUGGCCCCACUCCCACGCCCACCGUAUUCCCCACACCUCCAGCCCUGUGCCAGCUCCAAGCCCAACCCAGCCCUGCACCAUCAGCCCACCCUCACUGUGUCCGAGGCCAUGCCGUCCCCACUCCUC
Molecule: messenger RNA, 1431 nt
Organism: Tympanuchus pallidicinctus (lesser prairie-chicken)
Lineage: Eukaryota; Metazoa; Chordata; Aves; Galliformes; Phasianidae
Gene: CAPG
Product: capping actin protein, gelsolin like
Exons: 9
Coding region: 227-1267 (346 amino acids)
Biological process (GO): barbed-end actin filament capping; actin polymerization or depolymerization; actin filament severing
Cellular component (GO): cytoplasm; actin cytoskeleton
Molecular function (GO): phosphatidylinositol-4,5-bisphosphate binding; actin filament binding
Source: RefSeq, a predicted model, not a curated record